Molecule: messenger RNA, 8693 nt
Organism: Vespula vulgaris
Lineage: Eukaryota; Metazoa; Arthropoda; Insecta; Hymenoptera; Vespidae
Product: sortilin-related receptor-like
Exons: 10
Coding region: 1-6576 (2191 amino acids)
Biological process (GO): post-Golgi vesicle-mediated transport
Cellular component (GO): Golgi apparatus; membrane
Molecular function (GO): protein binding
Source: RefSeq, a predicted model, not a curated record
AUGGCCGGCGGGACGAGUUCGGUCUUUUGUUAUUGCGCCCUUGCAUUUUAUCUGUUCUUCCUCACCGGUUCUAAUAAUGGCGAAAGAUUCGGUGAUAAACCAAAGACUUUGCACAUCGUUGAGGAUACCGGAUCUUUGCAAUCCAGGAAGACCAUUAUUUUCAAUAAAGACAGCAACAACCACGACGAUAAUGGAGAAACGUCAUAUCAACGAACCCGCAGAAGUGUCGAAUCACGGAUUCUAAACAAUAAGCCAAAUAUUACCGUCAAGGUAAAUGCUCUAAAUGAUUCUCAUCAGCAAUUGAUGGUGCAUUGGGUUGGAGAAGGAUCAAAUGUGAUAAUAUGUCUAGCAAAAGAUAGUACUCCUAUAGUACGCAUGCAAGAAAGCGAUGAAAUAGUUCAAAGUAAUCCUAGUGCUGUAUAUAUAAGUUAUGACUAUGGAGAUACGUUUGAGAAUAAGACUGAAUACUUCAAAGUUUCUUAUGAAUACAAUGCACGAUAUGCAACUUUAGAUAAAUUUACUAAUCAUCCAAAGAACUAUCAAUAUUGCAUCUUUGUGGACAGCACGAACAGCUUAAUAUUCAUUACAAGGAAUAAUGGCAAAACUAUUAGAAGAGUACCCGUUCCAUUUCACCCAAGUGAAAUUUCGUAUUGCGAAUCAGAUCCACGUGUUGUAUUAAUACUGGAUAAAGUCGAUCCUAUGAAACAGUUAUGGUUGUCGAAAGACUAUGGAUUUAAAUGGAUAUCUAUACAACAAUAUGUAAAAGCAUUUUUCUGGUCGUCACAAUGCACUAUAUUAGUGGAACGUAUAGAACCAUCGGGAUCUAAUACUGUCUUACGAGCAAGAUACGAAGACGUAUUACUUCACGGAAGAAUGGAAAUACAUGAUAUGCUAGUACAUGAUUUCCAACGCAGAUUAUCUCUUCUGCCACUUCCCCAAAAAGGAAAUCCAACUCUGACAGAAGCAAAUCAGUAUCCAGGAGAGUCUAAUAUUGUAAUCAGAAAUGUUGAAGAUUUUCAAAUUAGGGGAGAUUAUAUGUUCGCGACAUCAAAAUCUUCUAAGAAUGGUUCUUCGCAAAAUUUAGAUUUAUAUGUCUCUUAUAAAAAUCAAGGAUUUGUAUUAGCUCAGUUUAAUACCGAGUUGGAUCGUAAAAAUUAUCAUAUUGCAGACGUAGCGAACAAUAGAAUCUUUGUUGCAGUUGCUCACAGCGAUACCAUGGUAAAUCUUUAUAUAUCAGAAAUAAUUGAUCAUGAAAAAGCUAUAUUUUCGUUAUCGUUGGAAGGAAUUCUUACAUUCUUUCCUAAUAGUACAUGGAAAGAUAGUUGGCUGAAUGAUGUUGCGGAUGAAGCAUUUACAGACCUGUAUAGAGUAGAAGGACUGCGUGGCAUCUAUAUAGCUUCAAAAGUUAAAGGAAAUCCGAAAUUAGGUUCGAUCGGACCGGAACAUUUAGCAUCGUUGAUUACAUUCGAUCACGGGACAACUUGGAAUAAUAUCAAGGCACCUGUAGCAAAUCACGAAGGAUUUUAUGUUCAUUGCCCGCAAAAAGAAUGUUCUUUGCAUCUGAGUCAAAGGUUUAGUCAAUUAUAUCCUGUUACAAGAUCAGUAACGAUCAUGAGCUCGAAAUCUGCGCCUGGUAUUAUUAUGGCCACAGGCGUAAUAGGUUCAAGUUUGAAAGGACAUCUUGCACUUUACGUAUCGAGAGAUGCUGGUCUUACGUGGAAACAAGUUUUAAAAGACUAUUAUUUCUUCAAUAUGGGAGAUCACGGUGGACUGUUGGUUGCAGUUAAAUAUUUCAAAUCGCGAGGAGAAACAAGAGAUCUCUCAUACUCUAUCGACGAGGGAGAAACUUGGCAAACGUACGAGUUUCAUGAAAAAAUGCUACGUGUAUACGGACUUAUGACCGAACCAGGCGAAAAUACUACAGUGUUUACGAUGUUCGGUUCGGACAGUGGACAACAUCAAUGGUUAAUAAUUAAAGUUGAUUUGAAAAACGUAUUUGAAAGAAAUUGUAGAGAAGACGACUUUAAAUUUUGGUCACCGAUGAGUUCGGAUCAACCAGUUGUAUCAUGUGUCUUAGGAAAAAGGGAAACUUAUCAAAGACGAGCAGCGCGAGCUAAUUGUUACACAGGUGUAAACUAUGAUCGACCUAUCAAAUUGGAGAUUUGUCCAUGCGAUGCUAAUGAUUAUCAAUGUGAUUUUGGAUUUAUAAAAGUAGGAACUCCGUAUCAUUGUAUACGCAAUAAGAUUUUAACUAGCGUCGAUCCGUACGCAGUUCCCAGCACAUGUAAGCCUGGAAAAUUUUAUAAACGUACAAAAGGAUACAUUAAAAUACCAGACGACGAAUGUAUCGAUGGUCUCGCAAGAAAUUUUGAACCAGACGAAAUACCUUGCCCGAUGAAAGAAUCGGGUGAAUUUUUGUUGGUCGCGCAACGGGAACAUAUAUCGAGAAUAAAUCUGGUCGAAGAAAAAUUAGAAACAUUACCCGUCCAUGGUUUGAAAAAUGUUAUUGCUAUAGAAUUUGAUCUUAAAAAUAACUGUUUGUACUGGGCAGAUAUUGUUAAUGAUACUAUUGGUAGACAAUGCCUUAACGAUGGUUUAAGUUCCCCAGAAAUUUUAGUAGAAACUGAUUUAAAUUCUAUCGAAGGAAUGGCAUUUGAUUGGGUCUCCAAUGUACUUUAUUUCGUGGAUGGCGUCAAGAUGAGGAUUCAAAUAAUUAGGACGGAUAUAUCGACAAUGGGGAGAAUGCGAAGGACGAUUUUAGGUCCCAAUAAUUUACAAAAGCCGAGAGGCAUAGCCGUCCACCCAAUGAUGGGAUACAUGUUUUGGACCGAUUGGGCUCCUGGUAACGCAUCUGUUUCCAGAGCUAAUCUCGAUGGUACAAAUAUCAAGCGUUUAUUCGUUAAACCGACUGUUGAGUGGCCAAAUGGAAUCACAAUAGAUCAUAUAGCGGAGAGAAUUUAUUGGGUUGAUGCUAGAGAAGAUUAUAUCGGCUUCUCAGAUUUUGAUGGAAAGGGAUUUAAGAAGAUCAUAGAGAGCGACGAUCGUGUAUCGCAUCCAUUUGCAGUUGCUGUCUUUAAAGACAACAUGUAUUGGGACGAUUGGAAACAGUCGAUGAUAUUUGUGGCUGAUAAAGAUCACGGAGUUGGUAUAUCGACAGUAAUUGGUCAGAUGACAGGCCUGAUGGAUUUAAAAGUAUUUUCUCAUAGUGUACAAACUGGAACAAACAAGUGUGCAAAUAGUACCUGCCCCUAUAUUUGCUUAGGGGCUCCUUACAACAGCUUUGUUUGCUUAUGUCCAGACGGAAUGGUAAUGAUGGAUGGUAAAUGCAUGUGUCCUGGCGGCAUCAAGCCAUUCCAUAAUUCAACGUGCCCACGAGUGGCAUCUACGUGCUCGGCUAAUCAAUUCCCUUGUCACAAUGGAAUAUGUAUACCUAAAUUCUGGAAAUGCGAUGGCGAUAACGAUUGUGGGGAUAAUUCAGAUGAAAUUAACUGUAAUAAGCCUACAUGCAGCGCAGCCAAUUUCGAAUGUGACGGCAACAGGUGCAUCCCAAAAUAUUGGAUAUGUGAUCUUGAUAAAGAUUGCAAGGAUGGCACAGACGAAGUGAAUUGCAAAUACUCGAAUUGUUCAGAAGCGCAGUUCAAAUGUGAUGACGGUCGUUGUAUAUCUUAUAGAUGGUUGUGCGAUGGCGAGAACGAUUGUAGAGACGGUACGGAUGAGAAAAAUUGUACUAAGAAUAUAGAGCCAAGUUGCAAAUCCGAUGAAAUUUUGUGUCAAAAGGAUCAUACUUGCAUACCAAAAACAUGGAAAUGUGAUGGGGAGAAAGAUUGCGAAGAUGGUAUGGACGAGGAAAAUUGUAGUACAAUGGAAUGUGAAUCUUGGCAAUUUACGUGUCACGUAUCGCAUGAAAUACAUCGAUGUAUUUAUCAAUCUUGGAUAUGCGACGGAGAUAAAGAUUGUCCCGAUGGCUCGGACGAAUUGAAUUGUACUAGAACGACAAUUGCGCCUCCAAUGUCAUCUCCGAUAUCACCUACGAGUUCUUGUAUAGAUUGGAUGUUUACGUGUAAUAACAAAAAAUGUGUACCGUAUUGGUGGAAAUGUGAUAGCGUUGAUGACUGUGGCGAUGAUUCCGAUGAAAUGGGUUGCGGAGACAUUGAUCCAACGUCCGAAGUACCAGAAACAACGGAACAAGUUCGCGUCUGCAGACCGCAUCAAUUCCAAUGUUUCAAUGGCGACUGUAUUGAGAACGCAUGGGUCUGCGAUGGAUCUAAUGAUUGUCUUUCGGGUGAAGACGAAUUGCAUUGCAACGUCGUAUACUGCGGAGAGGAUCAAUUCAUGUGUCGAAGGGAUGGAUCUUGCAUUCCUCUAUCAAAUAUAUGUAAUGACGUAGAAGAAUGUCCCGACGGCAGCGACGAACUAGGCUGUCAUCCUAAUCAACAUCCAAGUCCAGCUGCGACACCGUCUUGUUACGUCGGUCUAUUCCCUUGCGACGAAACACGUUGUUUCCCUCUGACGUCUUACUGCGACGAUAAACCUGAUUGCCUAGAUGGAUUCGACGAGAGCAAUUGCGAUAAGAAUAAUUCUCGCGUUUACCAAGUACUUGUCAUGGGUGUUGACGAACGUUUGAUAAAUGCUACUAGUCUUUCCCUAUUCUGGUGGAUGCCAAUACCUAACAAUGUGACCUUAGAAUUCUUACCGUCUAUCGCACGCAUCGAACCAGAUGCAAAAUGGACCAACGCUUCUACCUGGAUCGAAGAUACGGAAUAUAUGUUCAAUGGUCUUCAAUCGUAUACACGGUAUAAUCUAACGGUUUAUGUCAAAUUGAAAGGACAAAGUACUGUCUUUCCACCAGCUAAGUAUUUGCCAGUUAUGACGGGAGAGGGAGUACCUUCAGAACCGUGGAACGUAACGAUCACUCAAAAGAACGGCACAAGAGUUGAAGUUUCAUGGCGCUCGCCUUUGCAUCCAAAUGGACCUAUUACUGGAUAUGACGUGUUCAUUUCUCCUCCUACACCACCUUCGCGAUUUUCAUGGCAAAAGACUUCUGGAGUUAUAGAUACCGCGUUUGAGGCUCAUCAAAAUUAUUCAUUUUGGGUUAUUGCAAAGAAUAGGGAACACGAAUCGAAUGCUUCCCAAGUUGUUGUAUUGACCUUUGAUGGUGCAGCGAAUAUAGACGAUAUAGAAAAUUUGAAUGUAACCGAAACGACGAAUCAUUCUGCGACUUUAACGUGGAGCAAAGUAAAGGACGCGGAUGGAUACCACGUCACCCCCAAAGCACCUUCAUUGCAUCCUGCUUUGAAAACAUUGAUUACGAUGAAAAAUGUAAUUGAAGUUACGAAUUUGGCUCCUGGAAUUAAUUAUACAUUUGAAGUUGCUGCGACAAAAAAGAAUUAUGUAGGCAAAGUAAAUACUGUGAUUGCUGCCACGAAGGGUACGCCAUUGCCGUCGGUAAUAAAAGUUGACGCACAACUGGUUAAGCCUCAUGGGACAACGGUUAAACUCACGUGGGAUCCACCGAAAAGCCUUCGAAAAAUUAAAUGGCAAUAUGCAGUUCAUUAUGGUCUCAAUAUGCAAGAAUUCUUUAAAGAGUAUAAAUAUCUUACCAGAAACUUGACUGCUACGAUCAAAGAUUUAGAAGCUUGCGAGUCAUACAUUUUCGGAAUUGGCGUCAAUGGAGAUUAUGGAGCUGGUCCCUUGAGUCAGCCAGCUGCUGUUACAACUCAUUUUAACGUACGAGCACCACCGAAAAGGGUAAAGGUGUCGAACAAAAGCGACAGUAUCAUCGUAUCUUGGAGCGCGAGUUGUGCGGUUAUUGAUGAACCGAUCAGUUACACGAUCACACUGACAGAACUGACACUCAAUAAAACGAAAAUUGUAACGCUAUUAUCAACGAAGGAAUCAAUUAUGAAACACACGUUUAAUAAGAUAAGAUAUGGUGGUAUAUACCGUAUUGUAGUUGCAACAGACGUUAAAAACGCUAUACCUAGUCAACCGGUAAUUUAUCAUGCACCUCCAAUUUUACCACCUCAUCAACUGAAAGUAUUACAUAAAGAAGGAAAUUAUCUUGUGGACUGGAUAGAGAAUCAUCAACCUGAUCAUAUGGCAAUUACAAAUUACCAUUACGAAAUUUUAGUAGCGGAGGGAUCACGUACAUUAAAUGAAUCUAAUACACAGAUCUUUAAAGCUGAUCAACCACCGUAUAUAUACAAAAAUGCAAAACCAGAUAUAAUAUAUACCUUCGCAGUUAGAUUGGUUACCGAAGAAGGAUAUCGAAGUAUAUUGAGCGAAACGCGAAGUAUAGAGAGUCCAGCAGUAUGGCCAGUGACUAUGAAUACAUCGAACAUCUUGUCUCUCGCUAUACCAAUUUGUUUGCUCGUGGUAGCAUUGGGUUCAGCGCUAGCAUACUUUGUUGUACGGCACAGAAGAUUGUCUAACAGUUUCACACAAUUUGCUAACAGCCAUUACGACACGAGACGAGGUCAAGCAACAUUCCCUGGUACCACGGAUGGCUUAGCAGAAGAGGAAGAUAGCCCUGUGAUUAGAGGUUUCUCAGAUGAUGAACCAUUGGUAAUAGCAUAAACACGUAAUAUUUACCUAUACUAUACGUAUAUGACAUACAAUGAUAUAUGAUAUACAAACGUUAGGAGAAUGUGCCAGAAUAUUAAUAAUCUAAUAAAAUGUUAAGUCUAGGUGAAACUACAAUGAAAGUCAGGAGCUUCUAUAAAAGCUAUACAAGUGGUUUAAAAUUGAUAAUUUUACUAAUUGAGAUGUGUACUAAAUGUUAAAUUAGUCGAUUCGAAGUAUAUAAAAAAAUACUUUGUAAUACAAUUGUUACAAUAUCAUAUAGAAAUAGACUACUUACAUGCAUUUUAAAAUAUCAGAAAUUAGUACAGCGUAAGACGACGUUUAGUCAUUGGAUCCUAUAUUAAAAUUUAUAUAUAUAUAUAUAUAUAUAUAUAUAUAUAUAUAUAUAUAAAAUAAAAGAGAGAAAAAAACAGAAAUUUAAGCUAUAGCAGAAGAAUAAAAUAUCUGAUGGAGUAUUAAUGGUGAAAAUUAUUUGUACAUAGUAAAUAUUUUUUAUGGAGUGUGCAGAUUAAAAAAUUUUUUAAACUGCCAUACAUAAUGCUGUUAUACAUGUUACUAUAUAUAAAUAUAAACAUAUAUACAUGUGUGACUGAGUACGUAUAUACGUAUAUAUGUAUAUACUUAUGUAUGCACUUUAACAACAUAGUAUUAUUUAAUACGAUUUCGUCCUUUUUAUUUUCUAUGUACGUAUACUUUUUAUCUGAAAAACCAAAUUUUUCCUUUGUGCAACAUAUAAUAUUUCAUAAAGGUGUUAAAUAUAUUUCUACAAAUUAUAAAAUUUAACGUUGUCAGUUUUAGUAAAUUGGAAUUUUUAUAAUCUGUGUGUUAAAACAAGAAUAAUCAGAAUUAUUAUGUGUAUUUUCAUUGAGAAACGCUCAAGUGAUUACGUGCAGAUUUACGGAAUGGAUGCAAUAAUAAAACUAUUUUAUAAUUAUGCAGUAUCCUUUCGAAUGUUUUAUGUAUUUAAAAGUGAAUAAUGACCGUUUCAAAAUAAGGUACAGCGAAUGAACCAAAUGGAAUUUUUAAAGUUUUAUAUGUUCAAUUUUAAUCAAUUUGAUUUCUGAGAACAUCUACCAGAUGAAACUUAUUUUAAUUUCAUACUUUAAUACUGUUGACAGCAUAUAGAGGCUUCUAAACGGUUGUAAAUAAUUAUAAAUUAUCCAAACACAUUUAGCGAAUUAUUAAUAAUCAAUAUUUAUGAUAAAAUUUCUCAUGGAGCAUUUUACUUUUUCCAAAUUAAAUAAAUAUAAACACAAAAUUACUAUAGGAUUAGAUUUUAUUUAUGAAAUACUCUCUUCUCCAUUUCAUCUUCGUCUAUUUGCUUUAUGCAUAUAAUAUUAAAAAAUGGGGUGUUAUAUUUAUAAGUUGAUAUGAUACUUUUACAAUUACAAAAUUGGUUAUUACAUUAUAAGAUUGUAUGAACGUAAAUGGAAAAAGACAGGUAAUAUGCACGAUUUAUCAUUAAGGUUGUUAUUUUUAGGGUAUCAUUUGUAUUUUUAUAGUCCAUAAUUUAAUUUUAUUUUUUUCAGUAAAAUAUAGAAUAUUGAAAUUAUACAUAUAUAUGAUCGUUUGUUAAAAAAUGAUAUUGAAGCAGUAUUGUCAAAGUUUCUAUUGAAAGUUCUUCGCGUAUAACGCAUUGUAAUUACCGUUGAAGACACUUUUUCUUUUCAAUUCAUUUUAAUAAUGUUUGUUAUUUAAUAGUUUACAUUACUUUUUUCUUUUUUUUAAUUAUUUCUCUGUAAGAAUUGAAAGAUAAAGGGUUGCUACCAUCAUAAACUGCACAUUUAUUGUACGAAGAACUACAAUAGUUAAGUAAAUAAGAGUUUAGAUUGUAAUUAGCCAUUAUAUGUUUAAGAAUCAUAGAUGGUACUUUCUUUUUUUAAUUAUCCGUAUUACUAUAUUAUUGUUAUUAAUAUUCCUACUAUGUUUGUAGUUAUAUAUAAAGAAGAAAUAACAACACUAUACACAGUCUUUCCAUCGAUUUUAAGGAAGAAAACAAUUAGACUUUGCAUUUUACGUAUUUCUAUAUCUAUUAAAGGCGACGAUAUAUGAUGAUAUAAUAAUAUAUAUAUAUUUGCGUGUAAAUAAAUAAGAUUAAGGCACGAGAUAAA